Messenger RNA from Malaya genurostris, 533 nucleotides. Its product is annotated as NADH dehydrogenase [ubiquinone] 1 alpha subcomplex subunit 6-like. The transcript has a single exon. NCBI's taxonomy places the organism in Eukaryota, Metazoa, Arthropoda, Insecta, Diptera, Culicidae. Gene Ontology annotation, biological process: response to oxidative stress. The record is from RefSeq and is a predicted model, not a curated record. The coding region runs from base 24 to 398 and encodes 124 amino acids.
CGGAAAGAAGAAAAACUGUCACAAUGCCACUCAACGACGUCUUCCAGCAAUCAAUCCGUCAAGUUCGGCCCAUUUUGUCGGCAGACCACCAGGAGGCCCGUCAAAAAGUGAUUAGCUUGUACAAAUCGUGGUAUCGGCAGAUCCCACUGAUUAUGCACGAGUACGACAUGCCGAAAUCAUUCGAACAGUGUCGGGAUAAGUUGCGUGAAAUGUUCAUAAAAAAUCAGGGAGUCACCGAUGUGCGAGUAAUCGAUAUGCUUGUUGUCAAGGGACAAAUGGAACUGAAGGAGGUAGCUGCUAGAUGGAAACUGAAAAGUCACAUCAUGAGGUAUUGGAAUGAGUCACAGGAACCGAAACCGACGGAUUUUCUUUCCAAAUUCUACCGAGGGCACGACUGAAUUCAGGUUCUGUUGUGUUUUACUUACUACAACGCUUUUAAAUACAACAAAUCAACCGGUGUGCUUAGAAAUAAACUGUAUGUAUUAGAUCGCUGUAAAUAAAGAGUGGUUUUAUUGUUUUUGAUUUUUGUAACC